AUGGUCAACACUACGGACUUCCUGAAUAUGCCUCUCACGAUCAAUGGAACCAUCCACUCGCCCCUACAACACCACUACCUGGACCAAGCAGAACGUGUUCUUGAUCCCGGUGCGACUGCCUGUCUAAGCUCUCUCCUAACAGCAUUUGGGCUAGGAGAUGGUCAUGGAAGAAAUGUGCUAGUCACUGAAGAUUACAUUUCCCCGGGGAUGAUGCACCUCGAUUAUGAAGUAUACGGUUCCCACUGUCCGCUUUUGGACAUGGCUAAAUCUAUCUACAACGACGGCUUUUUCAACGUCUUGUACUCAGACUUGCUUUGCGAUGAUCUCACCGAAAGUUCAAACAAGUCUGGUACUGUGGUUUCUUGGGACUUCAAUACUCAAGGUCUGAGCAUUGACUACAAAGUCAGCGUCGACUCAAUCGGCAAGGCCACAGCAAAUAUCAAAUUUGAGUAUCUGCUGCAGCCACUUUUCAACCUGGUACAAAGACACCCCAAGAAGGCAAGUGUCGCCCAAGACAUCCUCAGCAACUCACUCUUUACCUGCGCUUUGCUGAGCAGAAAAUUUGCAAAGCGUCCAGACGUGUUCUUCAUCAAGCUGGCGCUAGGGGUUCGGCUCCGCAUCGUGGGUCUAGACCUUGAGAAACGUGUCUCCUUCGAGUAUCUAUGGAUAUUGACCACUAAAAAUGUAUCCGACGGAGCAGGUUUCUUGGACCUAGGCCAUUAUCUUUACAACGAAGACAAGGCAUCCAGUGGCCAUCACUUUUUCCUAGCAAAUAUGCUCGAUCCUAGUUUCAAGGACAAAGCUCGCAAUCUCCAACAUCGCUUUCAUUUUGUCCAUACCGCAAAUGUGAUUCAUCUAUUCAAUGUGGAGGAUCAGAAGAUCUUCUUCCAGAAUUUGGUAUAUUUGGCGGCACCAGGAGGUACUAUUUGGGGCCGCCAAGUUGGCUUGGCAGAAGACAACAACCAAUCGUUGUACAAGCAACCAGCGGGGAAAGGUGCUCGCUUCACUAUAAUAGGGUUCCGCAACUUUCUCCUGGAAGCCACUGGUUGGACAUUAGCAGACAUGCAAUUCGAAGCUCAACUUGUGGAGUAUCACGAGCUACGAGUAAAACGGAUGGACAAGAACUGGGUAUUGCAGUGGAGCAUUCUGUUACGAUCCAUGAACAACUCGCAAAACAACACUGAACAAACAGGACUAUGCAACGAGACGAGAGCAGCCAAGGAACUGCAGUAUCAAUUGACCGAGCUGUGA
This is a messenger RNA of Macroventuria anomochaeta, 1251 nucleotides long. RefSeq lists its product as uncharacterized. The record is from RefSeq and is a predicted model, not a curated record. The transcript has 2 exons. NCBI's taxonomy places the organism in Eukaryota, Fungi, Ascomycota, Dothideomycetes, Pleosporales, Didymellaceae. The coding region runs from base 1 to 1251 and encodes 416 amino acids.